GAAUUUAGAAGACAUGACAUGGUUUGGUUUGAUUCAAGGGGUUGAAAUCACAGGGCAAUGGAGAGUUACAAUCAAGGAUGGCUAGUUUUGGUUAUGGUUUUGGUGACACUAAGUUUACCAUAUUCACAGGCCUUUUGGGGCAAUGAAAAUAAGAUUCAAAAUUCUGUUUUCAUGUCACCCAAGUUUGUGGGAUCGGUGGAAAAUAGGUUCUACUACAAUGUCGACUUUCCGAAAGGUCAUAUUGCCGUGAAAAGUUUCAAUGCAGAAGUGGUCGAUGAGGCAGGGCAUCCUGUUCCGCUGCACGAGACGUAUCCGCAUCAUUGGGUUGUUGGUAGAUACUUUGUUCUUAGAGGCGUCGAAAUAUCAGAGUUUGAUGACCAUGCAAAACUUAACAGCUCGGAUUACAUUUCUGGGAGAAACAGUGGGAUUUGUCCGGAUCUUGGCCAGUUCUUUGGCCUCGAGUCUGAGACACGGAAAACCGCAACUCAUGUUCCCGAUCCAUACGGAAUAGAAUUCUGUAAUCCUGCUGAGAUUCCUUCCGGGUUUGAGGAGCAAUGGAUGCUUAAUGUUCACACAAUCGAUACAAGGGGAGUGGAGGACAAGUUGGGAUUUACCGAAUGCCGUUGUGAUCUGUACGAUGUCACGGUCAAUGAAUAUGGAAGACCUCUGAGGCCAGACUACAAAGGGGGCUUGUUUUGUUGUUACAAUCACACGCAAUGCAAGGUAGAACAUGGAUUCGAGGGUGUUAGAAGAACGCUUUACCUUCGAUACACUGUGAAGUGGGUUGAUUUGGAUAGCUCCGUCUUGCCUUUUAAAGUUUAUAUAUUUGACAUUACCGAUACUUGGAAAAGGACCCGAAACUCAACUGGGAUUACUGAAGAGCACUUGUGCAAGGUAGAUGAAUUGUUUACGUGCUGCAGCAAAAUUCAUUUUUGUCAAACUGAAUUUCUUCUCAAAUAUUGUCAUUGA
This is a messenger RNA of Hibiscus syriacus, 969 nucleotides long. RefSeq lists its product as uncharacterized. The record is from RefSeq and is a predicted model, not a curated record. Bases 58 to 969 code for a protein of 303 amino acids. The transcript has a single exon. Lineage: Eukaryota; Viridiplantae; Streptophyta; Magnoliopsida; Malvales; Malvaceae.